GUUAACGAAAUACGUCACGCUUUUGAGGAUUAUAUAAAAGUUGUUCAACAUACAGAAUCUUCAUUAGGGACUUACGAAAGUGAAAUAAAAUUGAGAUCGCCAGAGCGACAUAGUGAAAGAGGUGUGAAUAAAAUUGAUGAUUUGACAUCAGUAGCAGAUGAUAGCCAGCACUCAGAAAGCGAAACUUCAGUUGCUGUUUCACUUUGGAAAAAUCCUUCAGAAAGUCUUGAAUUAUCGCGGAGAAAAAAUGUUCAUGCUGCGCAGUCAAAAAUGAAAUCUGAAUUAUUUUCAAAUAAUUACGAUGAAGAAUAUGACAAUGAGGAAGAUGAAAAAAUCAACUCGAAAGCUAAUUCUGGUUUAAAAGUGCAUGAGACCAGGGAAAUUCCAGUCCAUUCAUUGACAGAUUAUAAACUGACAGCAUUGGCAACAAAUAAAAACAUUAAAAAAGUAUUCAAACAAGAAUUUUAUGGUCAACAGGAAAUUUACAAUAAUUAUGAUCAAGGUAUUUGA
Molecule: messenger RNA, 510 nt
Organism: Clunio marinus
Lineage: Eukaryota; Metazoa; Arthropoda; Insecta; Diptera; Chironomidae
Source: the annotation of a GenBank genome assembly